Fonsecaea erecta is the source of this 4026-nucleotide messenger RNA. RefSeq lists its product as hypothetical. Bases 1 to 4026 code for a protein of 1341 amino acids. The transcript has 3 exons. Gene Ontology annotation, molecular function: phosphorelay sensor kinase activity. Gene Ontology annotation, cellular component: membrane. Gene Ontology annotation, biological process: cellular hyperosmotic response; phosphorelay signal transduction system; phosphorylation. NCBI's taxonomy places the organism in Eukaryota, Fungi, Ascomycota, Eurotiomycetes, Chaetothyriales, Herpotrichiellaceae. The record is from RefSeq and is a predicted model, not a curated record.
AUGUCUCGCCCGGACGAGACACUGGUAGCCGCUGCGGCAAUUCUGCGUGGACUGGCCAAAGGCUCGACCUCCUCGACCUACACCAAUGGCCUGAAGCUUCCACCAUACAAGCUUCCCGGUGAAGAUACACCAGGCAAAGAAGACUUCGAAGCUGAAAUAGCCGCUCUUGCAAGACGCAUACACUACCUGGAAUCUCGGGCGGACGUCGUCGGUCGCUCACUACCAGACACACCAGGUGAAUUCCAGAGUCCUGCCUCGCCUUUAUCCCGCCCAGUGGAACCUCGAGGUUCUCUGGGCGAACCUGGCGCUGAUUUCUCUGCAGACUCUGCUGAGAGGACACCUACAAGCUCAAAUCAUUCGAGGCGUGUCAACAAUCUCCUUGCCGCCAGAGACUCCUUCCGACCCUCGGAGCCGGACCGUGCAGUCAGCGAAGAUGAUAUCAGCAUAUUGCGAGAACAUGUUGAAAGGCAGGCGGAGCAGAUUAAGAGUCAGCGAGACACCAUUGCAGAAAUCAGUCGCGGUCUGCGAAAUUCUGAAGAGCAAGCCAAACAAGCUUUCAUGCGGGUAGAGAAUGAGGACGUCUCGAUCUUAGAGAGAGAACUGCGUAAACACCAGCAAGCCAACGAGGCAUUCCAAAAAGCACUACGUGAGAUCGGCGGCAUCAUUACUCAGGUGGCCAAUGGUGAUCUGUCCAAACGAGUCCAGAUCCAGGCAACGGAGAUGGACGAUGAAAUUGCCGCCUUCAAGGUCACCAUAAACACUAUGAUGGAUCAGCUCGAGAUCUUCGGCAGCGAGGUUACUCGUGUCGCCCGCGAGGUAGGCACCGAAGGCAUUUUGGGGGGACAGGCUCAAAUCAGUGGAGUACAUGGCAUAUGGAAGGAGUUGACGGACAACGUCAAUAUUAUGGCAGCGAACUUGACCGACCAGGUCCGAGAGAUCGCAACAGUCACCAAGGCUGUCGCACGCGGUGAUCUCAGUCAAAAGGUACAAAGUCGCGCAAAAGGCGAAAUUUUCGAACUACAGCAUACAAUCAACACCAUGGUUGACCAACUUCGAACAUUUGCCACCGAAGUCACUCGCGUAGCAACAGAUGUCGGAACGGAGGGUGUUUUAGGUGGACAAGCUCAGAUCGAAGGUGUCCAAGGCACAUGGAAUGAACUGACCAAGAGCGUGAAUGCCAUGGCCGACAAUCUCACAACACAGGUUCGAGACAUCGCAAUGGUCACCACAGCCGUGGCAAAGGGUGACUUGACACGAAAAGUCACAGCAAGCUGCAAAGGGGAGAUUCUGCGACUGAAGAUUACGAUCAACAAUAUGGUUGAUCAAUUGCAGCAGUUUGCGCAGGAGGUCACAAACUUGGCCAAGGAGGUCGGAACCAAUGGCGUGUUGGGAGGUCAAGCUACAGUGCACGACGUCGAAGGCACUUGGAAAGAUUUGACGGAAAAUGUCAAUGGCAUGGCAAUGAAUUUGACAACCCAGGUUCGAGAGAUUGCUGCGGUCACCACCGCUGUUGCCAAUGGCGAUUUGUCAAAGAAGGUUACCGCCGAUGUCCAGGGCGAAAUCCUCGACCUGAAGGUGACCAUUAAUUCCAUGGUCGAUAGAUUAAACACUUUCGCGUUUGAAGUCAGCAAAGUGGCGAGAGAAGUCGGCACAGACGGAACUCUUGGAGGGCAGGCGAAGGUCGACAAUGUCCAGGGCAAGUGGCGAGAUUUGACCGACAAUGUCAAUACGAUGGCUUCGAACCUGACAGACCAGGUGCGAAGUAUCUCGGACGUCACACAAGCCAUUGCUGCUGGAAACCUAGACAAGAAAAUCGAGGUACAGGCGCAAGGUGAAAUCUUGACCCUGAAAGUCACUAUCAACAACAUGGUAGACCGCUUAGCCACCUUCGCCCAUGAAGUGCGAAGAGUUGCUCGCGACGUGGGUGUCAAUGGCAAAAUGGGUGGUCAGGCCAACGUUCACGAUGUCAGUGGCCGAUGGAAAGAGAUCACAGAGGACGUCAACACGAUGGCCGAGAAUCUGACCGCCCAGGUUCGUGCGUUCGGUGAGAUCACGGAUGCGGCGACGGAAGGAGAUUUCUCUAAGCUGAUCAGCGUCAAUGCAUCCGGUGAAAUGGAUGAAUUGAAGAGGAAGAUCAAUCAGAUGAUUUCAAACCUCAGAGACAGCAUUCAGAGAAACACGGCGGCACGUGAAGCAGCCGAAUUGGCCAACCGGACAAAGUCCGAAUUUUUAGCCAAUAUGUCCCACGAAAUCAGAACCCCUAUGAACGGCAUCAUCGGCAUGACACAGCUGACGCUGGAUACUGAUGAUUUGAAACCGCAUUCGCGAGAGAUGCUCAACACCGUCCACAAUCUCGCCAACAGCCUGCUCACUAUCAUUGACGACAUCCUCGAUAUAUCGAAGAUAGAGGCCAAUCGCAUGGCCAUUGAGGCUAUUCCCUACACCAUCCGUGGUACCGUCUUCAACGCUUUGAAGUCACUGGCUGUCAAAGCGAACGAGAAGUCGUUGUGUCUGGCAUUUGAUGUGGAUAACUCAGUGCCGGACUAUGUGGUCGGCGAUCCAUUCCGGCUGAGACAGAUUAUCCUCAACUUGGUCGGCAAUGCGAUCAAGUUUACUGAUCAGGGCGAGGUCAAAGUGACAAUCAAGAAAUCCAAGGACCUACUAUCAAACUGCGCAACUGACGAAUUUCCCUUCGAGUUUGUGGUUUCGGACACAGGAAUCGGCAUCCAGUCGGACAAGCUUGACCUCAUAUUUGACACUUUCCAGCAAGCGGAUGGCUCAACGACAAGGAAAUUCGGCGGUACCGGUUUAGGGUUGUCCAUAUCCAAGCGUCUGGUUAACCUCAUGGGUGGCCAAGUGUGGGUGACCUCCGAUUUUGGCCAUGGGAGCGAGUUUCACUUCUCGUGCAUUGUCAAAUUCGCGACGGACGACAUCAGUGUCAUCAGUUCCCAGCUCUAUCCUUUCAGGAAGCAUAAGGUGCUCGUGGUAGACAAGGGAGUUUCCAAGUUCUUCGAACGAGUCCCUGCAAUGAUCGAGGAGCUCGGGCUACGCGUCAAGGUCGUGAAGGACGAGACAGAGGUGCCGGACCCUGUUACAGUCGCCGUCGAACGGAACCGCAAAGCCACCGAUGGGGGCUAUGAUGUUAUCGUCAUUGACGAACUUCAAACCGCGCAAAAGCUGCGAGAACUCGACAAAUUCAAGUACAUACCCAUGGUUCUGCUGAACCCAACCGUAUCUAUCAGCCUCAAAACUGUACUUGACCUUGGCAUUGCUUCAUACAUGACGACGCCCUGUCAAUUGAUUGACUUGGGUAACUGCAUGAUCCCUGCUUUGGAAGGCCGGUCCACGCCCGUCAUCAAGGACUACAAGAAGUCACUCAAUGUUUUGUUGGCCGAGGACAAUGAGGUCAACCAAAAGGUCGCCAUCAAAAUCCUGGAAAAAUACAACCAUGUGGUGACGGUCGUGGGCAACGGCUUGGAGGCCGUCAACGCCAUCAAGAAUGACCGAUUUGAUAUCGUGCUUAUGGACGUGCAAAUGCCGGUGAUGGGUGGGUUUGAAGCCACGCGAGAAAUUCGGCAGUAUGAAAAGGAGAGGGGACUGCCUCGAACGCCCAUCGUUGCGCUGACUGCCCACGCCAUGCUCGGAGAUCGAGAGAAAUGCAUUCAAGCACAAAUGGACGAAUAUCUGUCAAAACCGCUCAAACAAAAUCUGCUUAUGCAAACGAUCUUACGAGUGGCUUCCGACAGGGUGACAGAUAUUUUCAACAAACAGGCUCGAUCAAAAUCUAAUGGAGCUGGUAAUAGCAAUGGUGGUAGUACGGAUGGAAAGGAGGUCUCGUCACAAGCUAAAGCCGGAGAUUCUCGAACGACAUCGAGCUUAAGACCUCCUUUUAGUGAGAGAUCCGUGACAUCGUCAGGACCGGUGAAUCAUGGCAGUGUUGAGAGUCCCUCCUUGGGCAAAGAUGGCGAGCCCGAUCCGAUGUCGGCAGCUAACAGCAGCGUUCUUUUGAGGGCUCACAGUCAAUGA